Molecule: messenger RNA, 1602 nt
Organism: Armigeres subalbatus
Lineage: Eukaryota; Metazoa; Arthropoda; Insecta; Diptera; Culicidae
Exons: 2
Coding region: 79-1044 (321 amino acids)
Source: RefSeq, a predicted model, not a curated record
ACUAAUACGGUUUUUAUUUUGGGUUAAAAACUUGCCUCAACUGAAAUUAUUUUUAAUAAUUUUAAAAUUAUAGAAACGAUGUCUUACGUAGCUCCGAAUAUUGAUCCGUACCGUAAGGGACAAUCUUUUGCAUCAUGGUUUAAGCGGUUAGGGUACCACUUUCGUAUCAACAAAGUAGCAGAUGCCAACAAGAAAGACCACAUGUUCCUUCUUGGAGGUGAUUAUCUUUUUGAAGUGGCUCAGAAUUUGUACUUUAGUGAGCGGUUGCUUGAUGAAGCACCACUUGAAGAGCUAAUCGAAAAACUUAAGCGAAAAUUGGACAAAAUGGAUUCAGCCUUAAUCCAACGUUUCAAAUUUGGGUCCCGAGUACAACAGUCUGGUGAAACAGCCAGUGAAUUUCUUUUUUCGCUUAAACUCCAAGCUGAGUAUUGUAAUUUCAAGGGUGAUAAACAGGAUCGUAUACUUGAUCGCGUACUCAUUGGCUUGUCGGAUGACGCUUUGAGACAAAAGUUGUUAGCGGUAGAUGGGGACAAAUUGAAUCAAGCUCAAGUUGAGAAGAUUAUAUCGACAUGGGAGUUAGCUGCUUCUAAUGCAAAAACAUUAACACAUGAUCAUUCUUUUGAACAAAUCGCUUCUAUUGUUGGAAGCCGAGAUAUUUUUUUGCAACGCAUGGCAGAUUCAGUUCAUGGUUGUGGCCCAGUGAAGCGCCAUUUAGGUUACAGACAUUCCUCAGCGGUUGGGGAGCGCAACGCAAAGCCAUACUAUAGACACAACAAUCGGGUCGACAAUUGUUCACAGUUCAAACAAGUGAGGUCUCAUCAGGAUCAGCAUCGCAGACAUCAGGAUGCUCUGAUUCGCCCAGGGGAACUGAAGAAUGAGAGCCGAAUCGUUAUCGACCGAAGAGUGUGCGACUAUUGCGGAGUGCCAGGACAUAUUAGAAGGAGGUGCCUGAACCAAUUCAAGAGGAGUCCAAUCAACAACAUCAACUUGAAAGAAAGCAGUACACAUACGGACGAUAAUUUGUCGAGUGAGAUAAAUUGUUGAGAAGACAAGACUGAUGACUCAGACCAAGACUACAGUUGGAGGCGGAAUGACGGCCACGGUACUCCGAAGUCAAAUGAAGGCCGUUGGCGAUGCGCGCGUCCGGAGAUGUCAAUCGAUGAUGGUACAUGUCGAUCCCUAUGUCGAUGAUCCCGAUCCAUUACCACAGCGAAGAACGCGUGUCGAUGAUGAGUCAGCGAAAAGCCCUUCCGGGGAUUCUCGGAGUGAGCAUUGUGGAGGUUCCAGUCGCCGGUCAAGCCGCAUCGAAAGAAGAAUAAGUAAAUCGAAUUUGGCGCUCGAUGGCCUGCCAAGGUAUUCGAAAAGAAGAAAUUAUAUCAGAUGUGAUCGAAUAAUUGUUUGGUAAAUAUUUGAAAGUUACGUUUCCUUCUCAAGUCUUCUAGACUAUCGAAAGUCUUGAAAAAGGGAAGGAUUGAUGUGUACCUUAAAAUGAUUUAAAUGUACAUUCCGUGUAUUUUAUGGUAACAUAAUUUAUAGCGAACGGUAAUGACCGAUACCGUUCUAAUAAAUGGUCCGGCGACUGUCGGCCUCUUUCAACACGAA